Messenger RNA from Brassica oleracea var. oleracea, 3232 nucleotides. RefSeq names its product protein HIRA. Bases 182 to 3232 code for a protein of 1016 amino acids. Gene Ontology annotation, molecular function: protein binding; nucleosome binding. Gene Ontology annotation, biological process: regulation of DNA-templated transcription; DNA-templated transcription; chromatin remodeling. The record is from RefSeq and is a predicted model, not a curated record. Lineage: Eukaryota; Viridiplantae; Streptophyta; Magnoliopsida; Brassicales; Brassicaceae. The transcript is spliced from 11 exons. Gene Ontology annotation, cellular component: HIR complex; nucleus.
UAGCCCUUUUCGUCCAAAGGAUGGUGAAGAAAAGUUAAAACCUUGAAAUUGACUUGAUAAUUUUUCUGGGCUUCUCUUCGUGUUGGAGAUUAGGUCUUCUGUUUGAACGGGUUCUGUGCUUUGUUAACUUUGCCGAGCUGAACAUACUCUGUUUUUUUUUUCGUUAAUUGGGCAAAGAGAGAUGAUUGCGGAGAAACCCGUAUGGGUAAAACAUGAAGGAUUGCAGCAGAUAUUCUCCAUUGAUGUUCAACCAAACGGUGAACGCUUUGCCACAGGCGGUGGUGAUCACAAGGUCCGGAUAUGGAACAUGAAGUCUGUGGACACGGAUUUGCAAAACUUAGAUCCAAAAGAGAGGCUUCUCGCAACCCUUCGUGAUCACUUUGGGUCUGUCAACUGUGUUAGGUGGGCUAAACACGGUAGGUACGUGGCAUCUGGUUCUGACGAUCAUGUGAUUCAAGUCCAUGAGAGGAAGCCUGGUUCAGGCACUACUGAGUUUGGUAGUGGAGAAGCCCCAGAUGUUGAGAACUGGAAAGCUGUUAUGACUCUUAGGGGACACACUGCCGAUGUGGUGGAUAUCAAUUGGUCUCCAGAUGAUUCAAUGCUCGCCAGUGGGAGCUUGGACAACACCGUCCAUAUAUGGAACAUGCGCACUGGCAUUUGCACUACUGUUCUCAGGGGUCACUUGAGCUUGGUCAAAGGUGUUACCUGGGAUCCUAUCGGCUCCUUUAUCGCUAGCCAAUCUGAUGACAAAACUGUCAUUAUAUGGCGAACAAGCGAUUGGAGCAUGGCUCACAGAACUGUUGGUCACUGGGAAAAAUCGCUCGGAACCACAUUUUUCAGGCGACUUGGGUGGUCUCCUUGUGGCCACUUCAUUACAACCACUCACGGGUAUCAGAAGCCGAGGCAUUCUGCUCCUGUUUUAGAAAGAGGGGAAUGGUCUGAAUCAUUUGACUUCUUAGGUCACAAUGCUCCAAUCAUUGUUGUGAAGUUCAAUCAUUCAAUGUUCAAGAGAAGCACUUUUAGUGCCCAAGAAAUGAAACGAGCUGGGUGGAGCAAUGGGAGUUCCAAAUCAGGGGGGAAAGAUUUGCAGCCAUACAACGUUAUUGCAAUAGGGAGUCAAGACCGCACUAUUACCGUAUGGACAACUGCAAGUCCUCGCCCUCUUUUUGUCGCCAAGCAUUUCUUUGGCCAAAGUGUUGUUGAUCUAUCUUGGAGUCCAGACGGAUAUUCACUUUUUGCAUGUUCCUUGGACGGAACAGUGGCGUUGAUUCACUUUGAACCAAAAGAACUUGGUGUCAGGCUGACCGAUGCUGAACUUGACGAAUUGAAGAAAAAUCGAUAUGGGGAUGUAAGAGGCCGGCAAGCAAACUUAGUCGAGAGUCCAGCUCAGUUAUUACUCGAAACAGUCUCUACAAAGCUAGCCGGUGGUAAGAGGGCGGCUUCAGAUGUUCAAGCAAACCAGGUGACAACGAAACCGUCUGCAAACGCGGAGAGUACGGCAAAGAAGAGGAAAUCUCAGGUCGAUGAUCAGAAUAAGACAGACGAGGCUUGUGGUGACACAUUGAGUAAAGCGUCAACUCCAAGUCGGGUAUCUAAUCCUGUGAAUCAAAAAGUGUAUAGAAGGCCUGAUGGAAGAAAGAGGAUCAUCCCUGAAGCCGUUGGAGUUCCCCAGCAGGAUAAUAAUAUCGCCAUUAACGAGCAUUCCAAUAAUUUUCCGCCAGCUACCUCUGCUGCUCCUAGCAAGAUAAAUAGUAGAGAUUUUCCUGUGGAGCCUAGCAUCAAGGAAAUAGCGAUCAGGAACCCUGAUCUUAACAACGAGCGUCCAAGGAUUACAGCUCGUGCUACCAUUUCUGAAAGCCUUGUUAUUGAGAAGGUUCCUGGAGCCUCUGCUAGAGAUGGAGUUUUAAAUGUUGAGCAAUCUGUAGGUAUAAAGGGAUCUUCUAGCAGGGAUCUGUUGAUAAGGGUAUUUGAUUGGAAACAAGGGGAAGCCACGGCCCCUGUUUGCUUAGAGGCUUGUCCAAAGGAGCACGCUUUGGACACUGUUGGUGUAGUGAGUACAUCUACCAUCAAGGAAACGGAGCUUGUUUGCAAAAUCUCAGGUGAAACUCUUUGGUCUGAUCGGAUUAUGGGGAGAGUCACAGUUUUGGCUGGUAAUCCAAACUUUUGGGCGGUUGGGUGCGAAGAUGGAACCCUCCAGGUUUACACAAAAUGUGGAAGGCGUGUCAUGCCUACAAUGAUGAUGGGAUCUGCUGCAACAUUCAUAGAUUGUGACGAUAGCUGGAAACUGCUGCUUGUCACGAGAAAAGGAUCGUUAUAUGUGUGGGAUCUAUUUAAUAGGAAAUGCAUCCUCCAUGACUCCUUAUCAUCUUUGGUGUCUUCCGAUACCGAUUUAUCUUCUGCAGUAGAAGGUUCGAUAAAAGUCAUUUCUGUGAAACUAUCCAAAUAUGGUUCUCCGCUUGUAGUUCUAGCCACACGCCAUGCAUUCCUCUUCGAUACGAGUCUAAUGUGCUGGCUGAGAGUGGCUGACGACUGCUUCCCGGCCUCAAAUUUCAGUAGCUCCUGGAAUUUAGGCUCAGCUCCAUGCGGAGAGCUUGCUGGCUUACAGGUUGAUGUGAGAAAGUACAUGGCUAGAAAGCCAGGAUGGAACAGGAUAGCUGAUGAUGGAGUGCAAACACGUGCACAUUUGGAAUCUCAAUUUGCAUCCUCUCUUGCGUUGGAGUCUCCUAACGAGUACCGCCAGUGCCUCCUCGCCUAUGUUAGGUUUCUAGCAAGAGAGGCAGACGAGUCAAGACUAAGAGAAGUUUGCGAGAGCUUUCUUGGACCUCCUACUGGUAUGGCUGAAGCAGCAACCUCAGACACAAACUUGUGUUGGGAUCCAUAUGUUCUGGGGUUGAAGAAACAUAAACUAUUGAGAAACGAUAUUCUUCCUGCGAUGGCGUCAAACAGAAAGGUGCAGCGUCUACUCAGCGAGUUCAUGGAUCUUUUAUCUGAAUACGAAAACACAGAACUAGCAGAGGCUGCAACUAAGGAGUCGGCACCAACCAUAGACUGUAGUGGAGUCCCAUCUUCACUGGAUCAAAUGGAUUCUGAUCCUCCAGCAGUGACAGCUACAACUCCUUUGACAAUAGACAAUGACAAACAGGUUUCUCUGGAGACGGGUAUUAUGUGUGAGAAAUCGGGUUCUGAAGCCCAGGAAAGGCCCGACCAGAGUUUAAGAGACCCGGGUGCUUGA